Messenger RNA from Hansenula ciferrii, 1863 nucleotides. It is a transcript of the gene SLY1, whose product is annotated as syntaxin-binding protein. NCBI's taxonomy places the organism in Eukaryota, Fungi, Ascomycota, Saccharomycetes, Phaffomycetales, Wickerhamomycetaceae. The transcript has a single exon. Gene Ontology annotation, cellular component: Golgi membrane; cytosol. Gene Ontology annotation, molecular function: syntaxin binding. Gene Ontology annotation, biological process: intracellular protein transport; endoplasmic reticulum to Golgi vesicle-mediated transport. The coding region runs from base 1 to 1863 and encodes 620 amino acids. The record is from RefSeq and is a predicted model, not a curated record.
AUGCUUCAUUUAAAUAUCAAUUCAGAAGGUUCAGAUCUUACAUCAGGGUUAAAUGGUGAAGAAAUUGUAUGGAAGGUUCUUGUUCUUGAUGCUAAAAGUACCUCUAUCAUUUCAUCUGUUUUAAGGGUCAAUGAUUUAUUGAGAUGUGGUAUAACAAUGCAUACUGUGAUUAAUUCUUCAAGAUCACCAUUGCCAGAUGUUCCUGCAAUUUAUUUUGUCGAACCUACAAAAUCAAACAUUACUCAAAUUGUCCAAGAUUUGAAAGAUGAUAAAUACUCAAGUUUCUAUAUUAAUUUUACAUCAAGUUUAAACCGUGAUCUUUUAGAAGAAUUUGCAAGUUUAGUUGCUGUCACUGGUAAAUCAUCAAAAAUCUUACAAGUUUAUGAUCAAUAUUUGAAUUAUGUUGUUACAGAACCAAGUUUGUUUUCAUUAGAACUACCAAAUAUAUAUUCUUCGUUUAGUGAUGCCAAAACAACUGAAGAUCAAAUUAAUGAAUUGGCUGAUAAAGUUGCAAGUGGAUUAUAUGAUUCUAUAAUAACUUUAGGAAACAUACCAAUAAUACGUGCUCAACCAGGUGGUCCAUCUGAAUUUGUUGCACAAAAAUUAGAUCAAAAAUUACGUGAUUACGUUAUAAGUACAAAAUUCUCUACAAGUCAAGAUUUUUCACAAAGAUUUGUCUUGGUAUUACUAGAUCGUAAUUUAGAUCUUGCUGCUAUGUUUGCUCAUUCAUGGAUUUAUCAAUGCUUAGUUGCAGAUGUUUUCAAAUUAGAAAGAAAUACAAUUACUUUAGAAACUGAAGAAAAUGGUAAAAAAUCUAAAAAACAAUAUGAUUUAGAUCCAAAAGAUUUUUUUUGGAAUAAAAAUUCUCAAUUACCAUUCCCAGAUGCUGUUGAUAAUGCUGAUACAGAAUUGAAAAAUUAUAAAGAAACUGCAGCUGAAUUAACUAAAAGUGGUGGUGCCCAAUCUUAUAAUGAUCUUGAUGGUAAGAAAGAUGACACUUUACAACAAACUGUUAAUCAAUUACCAGAAUUAACAGCUAGAAAGACAAUUAUUGAUAUGCAUAUGAAUGUUUUAUUAGCUUUAUUAAAUGAAUUGAAAGCUAAAGGAUUGGAUUCAUUUUUUGAAAUUGAACAAAGUUUAAGUGAUCCAAAAUCAAGAUCAACAUUUUUAGAAGUUUUAAAUACAGAUAAUAAUACUCAUAAUUUAGAAGACAAAUUAAGAACUUUCUUAGUCAUGUUACUAACUACAGAUUUACCAACAAAUUUUAUUAAAGAAGUUGAAGAAAGUUUUAGUAAACAUGAAGGUUUUAAUAUUGAAGCAUUAAAAUAUAUUCGUAAAUUUAAAGAAAAUUCUAAAAUGAGAGAUUCAUCAAUUGUUUUAAAUAGUUAUGCAAAAGAUACAACAAAACAAAAUUCACAAGCAAAUUCAGGCGCAUUAUUUUCAAGUUUAUCAUCAAAAUUAUAUAAUUUAACAGAUGGUAAAUUAACUGAAGGUGUUGGUUCAUUAAUUUCAGGUAUCAAGAGAUUAUUACCAGAAAAAAAAGCAAUGCCAAUCACAAAUAUAGUGGAAACAAUUAUGGAUCCACAAAAUGCAGGAGAUGAAAGAUUAAGAGUUACAGAUGAUUAUUUAUAUUAUGAUCCAAAAGUUAUUAGAGGUUCACAUUCAAAACAACCAAAAAGACAAUCAUAUUUAGAAUCUGUUGUUUUCGUUGUUGGUGGUGGUAAUUAUUUAGAAUAUCAAAAUUUACAAGAAUGGGCAAAUUUAGCUACAAGUCAAGGUAAUAGUAAAUCAGUUAUUUAUGGUUCAACUCAAAUUUAUUCACCAACUUCAUUUUUGAAAGAAAUUUCAUCAUUAGGUAAUUAG